CGGAUUGUUUGGUGGGUUUGGAGGUCUGGGUACAGGAUGAUCAGGAACUCCCGGAGAGAUUCCAUGCAGGAGGCAUCAUUCACCCCCAGGCCCCAUCACAGUGCAGAGGAGCUGAAGGAUACCUCUCCUGGAGACCUGUUGCCCAGUCCGCUGGGUCAGGAUUUGCCCCAGUUGGAAAAGCUGCAGCAGCAGCCAACGGUGGAAUGCAUGGUCUGUGGUGACAAAUCCAGCGGCAAACAUUAUGGACAGUUCACCUGCGAGGGCUGCAAGAGUUUCUUCAAGCGGUGUGUUCGAAGGAACCUGAGCUACAGCUGCAGGGGCAGCAGGAACUGUCCCAUUGACCAGCAUCACCGGAACGAGUGUCAGCACUGCCGCUUCCAGAAGUGUCUCAAGGUCGGCAUGAGACGAGAAGGUAGAUCUCUCCUGGGCUGGGGAGGGGAGGAGAGCCACCGGCUGGAUGGGUGUGUACUUAUUUGUGUUAUUUCCAUUACAGCUGUUCAGAGGGGAAGGCUGUCUCACACUCAAUCCAACCCAGGACAGUACAGCCUGAGCAAUGGCGACGGCUUCACCAACCCCUCUUACCUGUCCAGCUUUAUCUCCCUGCUGCUGCGAGCAGAACCGUACUCAAUGUCUCGCUACGGCAGCCCGUGUAUGCAGCCCAGCAGCGUGAUGGGCGUCGAGAGCAUCUGCGAACUGGCGGCUCGCCUCCUCUUCAGUGCCGUGGAGUGGGCCAGGAACAUCCCCUUCUUCUCCGACCUCCAGAUCUCCGACCAGGUGGGGCUGCUCCGGCUGACGUGGAGCGAGCUGUUUGUGCUCAAUGCGGCUCAGUGCUCUAUGCCGCUGCAUGUGGCGCCCCUCCUGGCAGCCGCCGGCCUCCACGCCUCCCCAAUGUCGGGGGAGCGAGUUGUGGCAUUUAUGGAUCACAUCCGGGUCUUCCAGGAGCAGGUGGAGAAGCUGAAGCUGCUGCACGUGGACGCGGCAGAGUUCUCCUGCCUGAAGGCCAUCGUCCUGUUUACCUCAGAUGCCUGCGGUCUCUCAGAUCCCUCCCAGGUGGAGAGUCUUCAGGAGAAAUGCCAGUGUGCUCUGGAGGAUUACAGCCACAACCAGUAUCCCAACCAGCCCAACCGAUUCGGCAAGCUGCUGCUGCGACUACCCUCCCUGCGAGUGGUCUCCUCACCCAUCAUCGAACAGCUGUUCUUUGUGCGUUUGGUGGGUAAGACGCCAAUCGAAACUCUCAUCAGGGACAUGCUGCUGUCUGGCAGCAGCUUCAGCUGGCCUUAUCUGCCUGUGCAGUGA
Molecule: messenger RNA, 1296 nt
Organism: Carcharodon carcharias (great white shark)
Lineage: Eukaryota; Metazoa; Chordata; Chondrichthyes; Lamniformes; Lamnidae
Product: nuclear receptor subfamily 2 group F member 1-A-like
Exons: 3
Coding region: 37-1296 (419 amino acids)
Biological process (GO): anatomical structure development; cell differentiation; regulation of transcription by RNA polymerase II
Molecular function (GO): nuclear receptor activity; RNA polymerase II cis-regulatory region sequence-specific DNA binding; zinc ion binding
Source: RefSeq, a predicted model, not a curated record